AUCUAUCUUAAGAAAUCAGAUUGUCACAUUUGUGGCAGGACUGACAGACUUUGUACAGCGCUACAGAAUAUAUUGGUGCUUUAUCAGCAACAAACCAUAAGUCAAUAGACUUAAAGGGGUACUCCGGUGGACAACUAUUAUUUAUUUAUUUAUUUUUUACAAAUCAACUGGUGCCAGAAAUUUAUACAGACGUCCUACCUAGCCUGCCAUAGCUUGCUAUACGGACCAUCCAUUCAUUCAAGCACACUAACGCAUCAUCAGCGAGCGAAUCUCACCACGAGGAUUCACACAGAGACGCCACAUCAGCGGAGCUUGUCUGUUUACCGACAGACUCCUCUGUACAUCGCCAGCCUGCUGCUGACACCAGGACAUCAGGAUUGAUGUGGUGAGGACUUCCCUGACACCAGAGUGGGUAACCAUGCUUAUUACUAGAGUUUUACAACCGUCAUAUUUCAAUCCUUCCAAAGUUUCUUCAGUUUGGAAACUACGCUUAUUCCAGCGGAGCUCAAUAGGAUGGGGCCAUGCUGCCACAUGUGGAUACAAGGCGGUUGUUUUUGACAUGGGAGGUGUACUUCUUCCAUCACCCUACAGACUGGCUGAAGAUUGGGAGAUCCGUAAUAAUGUGCCAAAUGGCACCAUAAUAGAAGCUAUUCAAACCGGUGGAGACAGAGGACCCUGGAUGAAGUACAUGAGAGGAGAGCUGUCUGCACUAGGUUUUGUGAACGAAUUUGGAAUCCUCUGCUCAAAUAUUACAGGACGUCCCGUUCCAGUUCACAGUUUCCUCACAGACCUUACCAGCAAGGAGAUGGUUAAGCAGCUAUCAGAAAUGACUGAGGCUAUUCAGUGUAUAAAAGCUGAGGGACUCAAAACUGCUGUGCUGAGUAACAACUUCUUUCUGCAUAGUGGAGAGAGUUUUCUACCAAUAGACCGUUCACAGUUCGAUGUGGUUGUUGAGUCUUGCAUUGAAGGUAUAUGUAAACCAGACCCUCGCAUAUACCACCUUUGUGCAAAGCGUCUUGGUGUUCAGCCUACGGAGGCAAUCUUUCUCGAUGAUAUAGGACAAAAUUUAAAGGCUGCAGCACAAGUGGGCUUUCAUACAAUAAAGGUGAAUAAUGUGAAGGAUGCACUUAAAGAUUUAGAAAGUCGGUUGGGAUUCCCUUUAAAAGACUUUGUUCCAAACACUCGUUCUGUGAGACCAACGAUGGAUAUUCCAAGAGAUUCUCUGACAAAGUAUCUUGAAGAUAUAUUUGGGGAGAAAUUAUCAGGUGCACUCUCUGUGAGACAGUUCAGUCAUGGACAGUCCAACCCAACCUAUUAUGUUCUGUUUAAUGGAAGACAACUUGUACUGCGCAAAAAACCUCCAGGAAAGUUGCUGCCUGCAGCUCAUGCUGUAGAGAGGGAGUAUAGGAUCUUGAAAGCCCUUGGGGAAGCUGGUGUACCUGUACCAAAGGUGUUCAACCUCUGUGAAGAUUCUGGUAUUAUUGGAACUCCUUUUUAUCUGAUGCAGUACUUCACCGGACGUAUCUUUAAAGAUCCUGCCCUACCAGGGUUGGAUGCUGAACAGCGCCAUGCAAUAUACACUGAAAUGAAUAAAGUAUUAUGCAAGAUUCACAGUGUAGAUAUCAAGGCAGCUCAGCUUGAGGAUUAUGGAAAACAAGGUUCAUAUAUUCAACGGCAAGUUCAGAUAUGGACCAAGCAGUACAGAUCUAGUGAGACCCAUACAAUCCCAGCCAUGGAAAGACUUAUGGAAUGGCUCCCACAUCAUCUACCACCCAACCAGAUCACCACUGUUGUACAUGGAGAUUUUAGGUUGGAUAACUUAAUAUUUCAUCCAGAGAAGGUGGAAGUUCUUGGUGUUCUGGAUUGGGAACUGUCUACCCUAGGGGAUCCCUUGUCAGAUGUUGCUUACAGUUGUUUGGCUCAUUAUUUGCCACCAGACCUCCCUAUUCAAAAAGGUCUACAAAAUUAUGAUCUAAAAGAGUUGGGAAUUCCUACAGCAGAAGAAUAUUUUCAGUGGUACUGUGAAAACAUGGGAAUCCCUAAGGCUGAGAAUUGGUACUUCUACAUGGCUUUCUCAUUUUUCCGAAUUGCGGCAAUCUUGCAAGGUGUAUAUAAGAGAUCUCUCACAGGUCAAGCUAGUUCUGCAAAUGCAGGAGCUAGUGGUAAAUUAUCAGAAACCAUGGCAGACAUAGCCUGGGAUUUUGCAACAAAAGAAGGUUUUCGAGUGUUCAAAUCUGAAUCUGGAGGCCUAUCCCAAAAUCCACAAAAAAGAUCAUACAGUACAUGGUGUCGGGCGCACAAUUUAAGACCUCUUGACAACAGAACCAUUGCUCAUAAAGCCUCCCUGCACUCGGAUAGGAGAGGUGUUCUGAUCAUCAGCCCUGAAGGACUUUCCGCAGAGACCCAAAACCUCUACAGAAUGUUAAAGGAAUUUAUGGAACUCCAUAUCUACCCUGCUGAGCAAGAACUGAGAAACUAUCAAUUUUCUAAGAACAGAUGGAAACCACACCAACUGAUCGAAGACCUUAAGGAAAAAGCUAAGGCCCAAGGGUUAUGGAAUCUUUUCCUUCCGCUGGAGAGUGAUCCAGAGGGCAAGUAUGGUACCAAGCUGACAAAUAUGGAAUAUGCUCAUCUAUGUGAGAUUAUGGGGACAUCUCUUUAUGCACCAGAGAUAUUUAAUUGCGCGGCCCCAGACACUGGAAACAUGGAGGUGCUAGUUCGGUAUGGAACAGAAGAACAGAAGGAACAAUGGUUGAAGCCUUUAUUAGAAGGGAACAUCAGGUCGUGUUUUGCGAUGACAGAGCCACAGGUUGCCUCUUCUGAUGCUACCAACAUUGAAUCAUCAAUUGUGGAAGAUGGAAAUUCGUACAUUAUUAAUGGACAUAAGUGGUGGACAUCUGGUGCACUUGAUCCACGCUGUAAAAUAUGUAUCUUUAUGGGAAAGACCGAUCCAGAUGCUCCUCGUCAUAAACAGCAGACAAUGAUCUUGGUUCCAAUGGACACACCUGGAGUAAAAGUUCUGAGGCCUCUCACUGUCUAUGGAUUGGAUGAUGCUCCAGCUGGACAUGGAGAAUUGCGCUUUGACAAUGUGCGAGUGCCUAAGAAGAAUAUACUACUGGGAAGAGGAAGAGGAUUUGAAAUUGCACAGGGCAGACUGGGUCCAGGAAGAAUACAUCAUUGUAUGAGGCUUAUUGGAAAUGCAGAAAGGUCCUUGUCUCUAAUGAAAGAAAGAGUAAAAUCAAGAAUGGCUUUUGGCAAACCAUUGGCUGAACAAGGGACUAUCUUGGCAGAUAUUGCCAAAUCCAGAGCUGAGAUUGAUCAAGCAAGGCUGUUGGUGCUUAAAGCUGCCCAUCUUAUGGAUACUGUAGGCAAUAAGGAAGCUGCUUUAGAUAUUGCUUUGAUUAAAAUGGUCGCACCGGCUAUGGCUCAAAAUGUUGUUGACAGAGCAAUUCAGGCUUUUGGAGCUGCUGGACUAAGUAAUGACUUUCCACUUGCACAGUUUCAUGCCUGGGCACGGGCCCUGCGCUUGGCUGAUGGACCUGAUGAAGUUCACCGAGCAACUGUGGCCAAAAUAGAAAUGAAACAUUAGUAUCCAUAUUUAGUUAUGAAAUAAUACGACCAGUUUGUCUUAUUCAUUAAAAAUCACUACAAUAAUUGAUGGAAGGUUACGAAUCAAUGCACAGUGUUACCUGGUCAUAAACCAUGCAUAGUACAGAAAGUCAUAAAGACUGUUGUGUUUUAGGAUAUGCACAUGUACACUGAUUGGAGAGAGGGAACUUUAUUUAGAUGUUUGUGCUUUUAAGUAUGCGUGUUCCAACAUUGAUGAAUUACUUAAUAAAAAGGGCUGUGGACUCUACCCCCUCAACAUAAAAGACUGACAAAAUCACUGGACAGACUGGAGGAAAGUCACCAGUUGUUAUAAGUUGUCUACAAGUUUCAGGACAUUUGGUAACCCUGAUAAUAGGUAGUUUAAAAAUAGUAAAGAUUCUCCCAUACCUUGAAGAAUUGUGAAGAUAAAGAUUUUGAAGACUACAUGGCUUAAACUGGUGCCAGAAAGUUAAACAGAUUUGUAAAUGACUUCUAAUUAAUUAAUCCUUCCAGUACUUCUUAGCAGCUGUAUACUACAAAGGAAAUUCUUUUCUUUUUGAAUUUCUUUUUUGUCUGUCCACAGUGCU
Molecule: messenger RNA, 4175 nt
Organism: Hyla sarda
Lineage: Eukaryota; Metazoa; Chordata; Amphibia; Anura; Hylidae
Gene: ACAD10
Product: acyl-CoA dehydrogenase family member 10
Exons: 22
Coding region: 419-3589 (1056 amino acids)
Molecular function (GO): flavin adenine dinucleotide binding; oxidoreductase activity, acting on the CH-CH group of donors
Source: RefSeq, a predicted model, not a curated record